UUCAUAUGCAGAGAAAACAGUCAGAUUGGAGUGUUUUAUUUUGUUGACGUUCUGCACUAGCAAUGAAGCCCAGAAUCAUGUUUUCCACUGCUUCCCGAUGACCACAAAUAUUACUGGAAAAAUCAGGAACUCAUUAAAUCAGAAUCAGCCUUGAAUACAACUUCUCGAAACCAAGAUUUCCGCUUGACGGAUGGGUUAACCUAGCAGUUGCAUUGCUCCAAAGAAAGCCCUCAAAAAAUCCUCAAAAUGCCAGACACAAUGGAAGACGACAUGGGGAUGUCAGUUCGGCUGACGAACGACGACUUCCGCAAGCUCCUGAUGACUCCGAGGGCCUCAGUCCCCUCAUCGACCCCAGCCUCCUCGAUCCCAGGAACAGCGAGGGAUGCAGCAGCAAAAACCGCCCAGACCCCGUCAGUGAGUGGCCCAGACAGAGCUGAGGCUCGACGAAAGAAGAAGAGCUACUACGCCAAACUCAAGAAGCAGGAGGAGGACAAGAUGGCAGAGCUCGCAGAGAAGUACAGAGAUCGUGCCCGAGAGCGAAGGGACGGCAACAAUGGAGAUUACCAGGCUGAAGACCCCAUGAACAAUGCUAACGCCUACAGGGCUGUUGCUCCUGAUUUAAAGUCUGGGAUGGACGCCGCCGAGAGGAGGAGACAGAUGAUCCAGCAGUCCAAGUUCUUGGGAGGUGACAUGGAGCACACUCACUUGGUCAAGGGCCUCGAUUAUGCUUUGUUGCAGAAGGUUCGCAGUGAGAUAGAAGCCAAAGAGACAGAGCAAGAGCAGGAAAUGGAGAAGCUGGCGAAGCCAAAAGACCCAAAGCCGAAAGAGGAGAAGAAGCCGGAGAAGAAGCCCGAGGAGACCCAAUUCAAGACGAAGAUCGGUCGCAACAUUCACAAAACAAUAAUGAUAAUGAAGUCUAAGACAGUGGAGCGAAACGAGCUGUUCACGCCAGGGCGAAUGGCCUACGUGAUAGAGUUGGACGACGAGAACGCCGAGGUGGACAUCCCCACGACGCUAAUCCGGAGUAAAGCGGACGUUCCAACGGUGGACACGACGCCCACGCUGACGACCAACGACAUAGUGAUCAACAAGCUGGCGCAGAUCCUCUCGUACCUCCGCCAGGGCAGCAGGCAUGGCAAGAAGGGGAAGAAGAACAAGGACGGAAGGUCGAGACCUGACGAGGGGGAGCUGGAGGUGGGGCCGAGGGCACCAGCUGACGACAGCAUCUACGGGAACAUCGGGGAGUACGUCCCCAACGUCUCCAAGAAGGAGUCCGCAGGCGCCUCCAGACGGGAGAAGAAGACUUCCUACUUCAAUAAGCCAGAACCGAGUGCUGGGGACGACAAAGCCAAUGCCCCCCAGCUCCCGGCGAUCCUGACGGCUGUUAUGGAGGCGGCUGGCACCUCCGGCCCGAAGAAGGGCGCUCUGCUGAAUAAAUUGGCUGCUGAGCCCGAGGGCUACGCCGAGUGCUACCCAGGCCUCGAUGAAAUGCAGGACGCCAUCGACGACUCCGACGACGAGGUCGACUACACGAAGAUGGAUCUGGGGAACAAGAAGGGACCCAUCGGGCGCUGGGACUUUGACACCCCUGAGGAGUACAGCGAGUACAUGAAUAAUAAGGAGGCACUGCCCAAGGCCGCUUUUCAGUAUGGCGUCAAAAUGGCUGAUGGCAGGAGGACUAGGAAGUAUAAUAAGGAGAAGAAUGAGAAGGCCGAACUCGAUAGGGAGUGGCAGAAGAUACAGAAUAUUAUGAAUAAGAGGAAGCCGUCUGGCGGCGGGGAGGGGGCACCGGAAUUCAAGGUGCCGAGGUAUUAGGUGAGUGGACGUGGGGAAAGGGGAUAGGGGGUUUUCUGGGAGAACUCUUGCGCGGGAGUUUGCCGAGUUUUUUAGUCUUGUUAUUCGGGAAUUUUGUAAUGAGAAAUAGGAAAAUGGGGAAUUUGAGCUCGAGAAUUUUUGGAGGUGGAAAAGAUUUCAGGAGAAUAAUUGAGGUGAAAAUUUAAAACUAUUGGCAGACUCGAGGUUUUUCUGUUGGAUUUUUCCACGCGGGGGGGAUAAUGUAAAAUAGAGAAUAAAGAGUAGUUGACAAUUGAAUUCAUUGGUGAUUUUUUUCAUGUCUCAUUGAAUGUUGAAUUGAUGAUGAGGGAUUUUGGGAGAAAAUGAAUUUAAGUGAAUCGCCUCGAUGUGUUUCUUUCAGUACUGCAGUGAGUGAUUUUUUUCAUGAUGUACAAAUACAUUGUUAACUUGUCGAGAUAAAUCUUUUAUUGAAACUCAUCUAUGUAACAGUUUUACAUAAGGUAAAUCCUAUAAUCUAUGUACACAUAACGAAUAAUCAUCGACUUUCGUUGUUAAA
This is a messenger RNA of Diachasma alloeum, 2350 nucleotides long. It is a transcript of the gene beag, whose product is annotated as protein Red. Gene Ontology annotation, cellular component: nucleus. The transcript has 3 exons. The record is from RefSeq and is a predicted model, not a curated record. NCBI's taxonomy places the organism in Eukaryota, Metazoa, Arthropoda, Insecta, Hymenoptera, Braconidae. Bases 247 to 1815 code for a protein of 522 amino acids. Gene Ontology annotation, biological process: mRNA splicing, via spliceosome.